Apis dorsata (giant honeybee) is the source of this 2126-nucleotide messenger RNA. It is a transcript of the gene Nckx30C, whose product is annotated as sodium/potassium/calcium exchanger Nckx30C. Gene Ontology annotation, biological process: calcium ion transmembrane transport; intracellular calcium ion homeostasis. The transcript has 7 exons. Bases 173 to 1960 code for a protein of 595 amino acids. Gene Ontology annotation, cellular component: membrane. The record is from RefSeq and is a predicted model, not a curated record. Gene Ontology annotation, molecular function: calcium, potassium:sodium antiporter activity; calcium channel activity. Lineage: Eukaryota; Metazoa; Arthropoda; Insecta; Hymenoptera; Apidae.
CAUUCUGCAAACGAGUAGCAACAAGACAAGUACGCCCCUGUUGGCCCACUCGGUGAACGGUACUUGGCCUCCAUCGAACGGAAACGAGAACAACAACGAAGCCGACCUACGCGCGGAGGACGGAUACAACAGUACCAUUCAUCAUCACCAUCACAAGAAGGUCGGCGGCAACAUGACCGAGGAAAAGGCGCCUCUCUUUCCCCAAGAUCUCUUCACCGUCCAUCAACGGCGACGCGGUGCCGUGAUUCUCCACGUAAUCGGUGUUGUGUACAUGUUUGUCGCUUUGGCGAUCGUUUGCGACGAGUUCUUCGUGCCGUCUCUCGACGUGAUCAUCGAGAAACUCGAGAUCGCCGACGACGUUGCGGGUGCUACCUUCAUGGCGGCCGGGGGUUCGGCCCCCGAACUUUUCACAUCGAUAAUCGGCGUGUUCGUGUCGUUCGACGAUGUCGGUAUCGGCACUAUCGUCGGUUCCGCCGUAUUCAAUAUUCUCUUCGUGAUUGGCAUGUGCGCUAUAUUCUCGCGUACCGUGCUCUCCCUCACAUGGUGGCCUCUGUUUCGCGAUUGCACCUUUUAUAGCGCCAGUCUGCUCACCCUGAUCUAUUUCUUCCGCGAUAAUUAUAUUCACUGGUACGAGGCCCUCGUACUCUUCGGAUUCUACUUGGCUUACGUGAGCUUCAUGAAGUGGAACCAACCGAUGGAGAAGCUCGUCAAGAGAGUGCUUCACAGAAAUAAGGUGACCCGGGUGAGGUCUACCGAUCAGCUGAUGCCCUCGCACCAGAGCGCCGCCCAGGCAUUGCAGCAUCCGAACGCGACGAACAGUAGCGAGACGAGCGUGGGUGGCGUGUCGGGUGCAUGCGGAAGCAGCGGCAUACCGGCGGGUGGAGAGGCCGGGUGCAGCAGCAGAGGUGGCAGCAGCAGUGGUGCCGGUGGCACGGCCGGACAGGGCUGCGAGCAGGGAGCCCACGGUGGCUCCUCGUCUCAUUCCAGGGAGAGCCACGCCAAGUUCAGGCACGGCUUGCUACAGCUUAUGAUCCACACGAUCGAUCCGCUCCACGACGGCAAAGUGGACGAGAAAGCGACGCAACUGCACGCGAUAGCCUCGCUAAAGGUGCUGUUGGAUGCCACCAGGCCGCAUAACGGUGCCGCUACGUCGACCGCCGCCCAUUACUCAGGUGCAUCGUCGAAAGAGACCACUCUACAGCUACAGCAAGGCUCACAGGGCACCACCACGACCACCACUACGACAACGACCACGGCCGGCACCACCGCCGGCAUCCAAGAACUUCCCAAUGGCGGUAUAGCCGCUGGCCUCGACGCGGGCCUCGAUUCGGGAGAGGAGGAUGACCCCCCGGAAGCGUUGGACAUGGGGUGGCCCAGCAGUGCCAGGAAGAGGUUAACUUACAUUUUAGUCGCGCCAAUUCUAUUCCCUCUUUGGCUCACGUUACCAGACACGAGGACACCCAGAGGAAAGAAGUUCUUCGCGGUGACGUUCAUCGGCUCGAUCUUUUGGAUCGCGGCUUACUCGUACCUGAUGGUCUGGUGGGCGAAUGUCGCCGGCGACACGGUUCGCAUUCCACCGGAAGUGAUGGGCCUGACGUUCCUCGCCGCCGGCACCAGCAUCCCAGAUCUGAUCACCAGCGUGAUAGUCGCGCGGAAAGGAUUCGGCGACAUGGCCGUGUCGAGCUCGGUUGGCAGCAACAUCUUCGACGUGACCGUUGGGCUUCCGGUACCGUGGCUGCUGUACGGCUUGAUCUACGGAAGGCCCGUGGAAGUGAACUCGGUGGGGAUGGUGUGCAGCAUAGCGAUCCUAUUCUGCAUGCUGCUGUUCGUCAUCUUGAGCAUCGCCUGUUUCAAGUGGCGGAUGAACAAGGGCCUCGGGUUCACCAUGUUCCUCCUCUACUUCGUCUUCGUCGCCGUCUCGCUGAUGUUCGAGUACGAGUUCCUGGUCUGCCCGGUCUAGGAACGAGGAGCAACCGAGCAAGGUAGAGGUCCAACGAGGACGGUAGAUGGACGCACAUAUACGGGUCUCGUCAUCGUCAUUAUCAUCGUCGUCGGCGAGUGGUCCACGGCCGAUGAGAGAAAUCUUCCUCGAGCGCCGCAUCGAUCGAAAAGAGGAAAGAGAAAGA